AUGUCGACCGAGGCUCUCACAAUUCUAGGCCCGCCUACUGCGCUCGAUGUCACCAACGGCUCAGCAUCAACUGUUGCGUCCGAACUAAAGUCUGAUGCUAACUGCCCAUUUUCAAAACCAUCCCCAAACUCUUCAGCAGCCACUACACUAUCAUCUAACCUAGCCAAUCUCCCGCCUCUCCCCUCUUUAACCCACGAUGAAUUCGAAGAUCUAGACCCAAACUACUUGAACUACCUUGCAACAAUCAACUAUUACGCCCUGUCCACUAACAGCACACUAAUCCAAGAAACUCGCCCAACCCCCGUAUCCCGUACAUCCAUCCUCCUCUUCCUAGAAUACUUCUACACCCUCCGCAAACACCUCACUGCUAACUUAUCUAUCCUGGAAACGUAUCCAGGGACGUCGUUGGCGAGAGUAGAUGAUAGUGCGACACACAAGUCGAAAGCGUUUACGCCGUUGGAAAAGCUGCAAAAUGAGUCUUCUAUACACCACAUCGCCAUCAACGAGACUCUACGGGCUGUGAAUAGUAAUUGGGCGUGCCAUGCCUUUGGAUUGCCAGACCCCCUAAGUAGUGCAAGCGAUAUUAGACAGGAUAGGAGCUAUUUUGCGCAUACUUUUCUCUUAUCGAGGGGUAAGGGCAUUCAAUUGGUGUAGGCGGUGAAAGGG
Molecule: messenger RNA, 666 nt
Organism: Alternaria rosae
Lineage: Eukaryota; Fungi; Ascomycota; Dothideomycetes; Pleosporales; Pleosporaceae
Exons: 1
Coding region: 1-654 (217 amino acids)
Source: RefSeq, a predicted model, not a curated record